Messenger RNA from Phaeoacremonium minimum UCRPA7, 954 nucleotides. RefSeq lists its product as hypothetical. The transcript has a single exon. NCBI's taxonomy places the organism in Eukaryota, Fungi, Ascomycota, Sordariomycetes, Togniniales, Togniniaceae. Bases 1 to 954 code for a protein of 317 amino acids. The record is from RefSeq and is a predicted model, not a curated record.
AUGACCGUCUAUCAGACCAACACCACCAUUGCGCCCUCACCGCUACCGCCACCCGGCUCCUCAUCGCAGGGCGAGGAGAUCGUCCGGCAGUUCACGCAGCUGUCACGUUCGUCCAAGUGGACACUGGUCGAGAGCGUGCCCUUUGAGGGCGACACGUUCGAACCCGAGGGCAUCGUGCGCGUCGGCGACGACCGCUACUUCGUGUCCGCCGGCGAGUACACCGAGGCGACGAAGAAGUACAACAACAGCGCCGUCAUCAACGGCACCGACCGCACCGCCGGCGCCGGCUUCGGCCACCUGAUCGUCUUCUCCGGCUCCGGGCGGCGCAUCGCCGACGCCACGCUGACGCCGGCGGGCGAGGUCGAGUACCACAACGGCGGCAUCGACUACGACGGCACCUACAUCUGGGCGACGCUGGCGCAGUACCGGCCCAACUCGACGGCGACGCUCGUCCGCAUCGACCCGGCCACGCUGGAGCCGGAGCCGCUCGCGCACAUUGCCGACCACCAGGGCGGCGCAAUCCACGACCUCAGCACGGGCACCGUCCUGACGCUCAACUGGGGCAGCCGGGUGGCGUCGCUGUGGAAUCUGAACUACAAGUUCUCCACGCCACCUUCUUUCACCACUCCCCGGGCCGUGAUCAAGAAUCCAAGCCAUUAUACCGAUUAUCAAGACUGUAAAUUCCUGGGCCACAGCCAGACGUAUGCGUUCAAGCCCGUCAUGAUGUGUGGUGGCAUCACGGGAAUCUACAACACGACCAUCGGCGGGCUCGCAGUUGUAGAUAUGGAGACUAUGGUACCCCUCUACGAAGUACCCCUGACUAUGGUCUCUGACGGGGGUAACCUGGUCACCAAGAACCCCAUGGAUGUGGCUAUCGUGAAUGGCAAGAUGAGGCUUUAUUUCCUACCUGAUGAGAGGAACUCGACUCUAUAUGUCUACGAAGUAUCGCCCUGA